AUGAAAAUCACAGAAUUUAGUAAUUUAGAGUAAUCUUAAACUGAUUCUAGACCAUCAACUCGUCCUAUCUCGGCCUCAGAUAUUUCAUGCUUGAAAAUUGGAAAAAACAAAAUUGAAAUCUUAGAAGUAUAUUAAAUCCUUAAUUUAUUAGAAAAAAUAUAAUAAAAUGCUGACAAUUAACAUUGAUGAUAUAAAAUUAAUGACAUGGAUUAAACAGUAAAUUACAAUUUCAUUAUUAUAGUGAGGAUACCUAUGAAGUAACCUUUGAAUAUAAACAGAAAUUUCAGGAUAAAUUUUUUUUUGACUUAUUAAGUGGGAGAUUAGGGCACAGAGCCCUUAUUACUUAAAUUGCAUAAGAUAAUUUUAAUUAUAACUACUAAAGACUUGAAACUAUUAAAAAAAUACAAAAUGGGGAAGUACGUAAAUUCUAAAUAUUAUAAAAGAUUAUCAAAUGUCGUAAAAGAGAAAAUAAUGAGAUAUUUGUUGCAAAAAUACAAAGAAUUAAUCAUUUUUUGAUAGAGAGAGAACUACAAAUUAAUUUACACAUUGCUUAAAAUCCUCAUGAAAAUGUAGCGAGUAUUGUUGAAUACUAUUUUGAAAAUGAUCAAAUAAUAUUCAUUUAUCCUUAUUUUUCAGGAGGUACCUUAAAUUAACUUGUAAAUUCUAAUUAUAAAGACUUAAGUAAGAUUAAGGUGAAAACAAUAAUGAAAAAAAUUUUUUCAGGAUUGAAUCAUAUACAUAGUCUUGGAAUUAUACACAGAGAUAUAAAAAUGGAUAAUAUUAUGUUAGAAGAUAUUAAUGAUCAUAAAAGUAUUAGAAUUAUUGAUUUUGGAUUUUCAGCAUUCAAAGAUAAUUUAAAUUAUUUAUGUGAAAAAUGUGGAACUAUUGGAUACUUUGCUCCUGAAAUAAUCAAUGGAUAGUUUUACAAUCAAAAAUGUGAUAUAUAUAGUUUAGCUUAAGUCUUUCAUAUGCUAUUAACAGGAAAUCCUAUGUUCGAUAGAAAUUUAAACAGAUAAUAAAUUAUUAGGUUAUCUAAAAAUAAUUUAUUUGCUAUUGAUUAUAAAAAUGUCAAAGAAAGCAAGGCAUAAUAACUAUUAUUCAAAAUGUUAGACUUUUAAGAUAAAAGAUAUGAUGUUUUACAAUGUUUAGAACAUCCCUUUUUCUUUAAAACUGAAAAUUUAGAAUCUAAGUAAUUUUUUUAUAGAAUUUUAGAAUUAAAAGUGUAGAAACAUUAAAGUUCAAGUCUCCCUUCUGA
This is a messenger RNA of Paramecium primaurelia, 1255 nucleotides long. The record is from the annotation of a GenBank genome assembly. NCBI's taxonomy places the organism in Eukaryota, Ciliophora, Oligohymenophorea, Peniculida, Parameciidae.